This is a messenger RNA of Chrysoperla carnea, 2158 nucleotides long. RefSeq names its product DET1 homolog (gene abo). Bases 150 to 1808 code for a protein of 552 amino acids. NCBI's taxonomy places the organism in Eukaryota, Metazoa, Arthropoda, Insecta, Neuroptera, Chrysopidae. Gene Ontology annotation, molecular function: ubiquitin-like ligase-substrate adaptor activity; ubiquitin protein ligase binding. Gene Ontology annotation, biological process: positive regulation of proteasomal ubiquitin-dependent protein catabolic process; protein ubiquitination. The transcript is spliced from 3 exons. The record is from RefSeq and is a predicted model, not a curated record. Gene Ontology annotation, cellular component: nucleus; cullin-RING ubiquitin ligase complex.
AAAAAAAAACAUAAAAUGUCAAAAAUUUUUAAAAACUUCUAAUAAAAAAAAUUCGAAAAAACUCCGACUCUAAAUGUCUGUACCAUUUGUAUCACAUCGAACAUUUAGUAAAAAUCAUAUGAGAAUUUUACUAAAGUGUAGUUGACAAUAUGAAAAUACUGAAUGACACGGACAAAUUAAAAAUUAAUCCACGAAAAAUAAAACCACAGAAUAUCGUAAAACGUUUACGACAACGUGAACUCUACGGUUGUGUGAAACCAGCAACACAAUUUCAUGUGGCACGUGAAUUUCAUCAAAAUGUCUUCCCAAAUUUUACAAUUAUCAAUAUUGAGAAACCACCAUGUUUUCUACGAAAAUUUAGCCCGGAUGGAAAACAUUUUAUUGCAUUCUCAUCGGAUCAGACAUCGUUGGAAGUGUACACAUAUAAAGGUUCAGCUGCGGCAGCCGAUUUAAUUGAAGGUCUACCAGGGGAAUAUAUUGGCAAUAAAAAUGAUGGCCGUGCAUAUGAAAUACGGAAUAAAGUAUUUGAACGAUUUUUUAAAGAGAAAUUUACGAUUAAUAUUACACAAAGUAAUAAACAAUUAAAUAGAGAAUGUAGUUUAUUUACGGACGAUGGUCGUUAUGUGAUCGUGGGCUCAGCUGCGUAUAUACCAGAUGAUUUACGACCACAUUUUUAUCAAAUUUAUACAUCAAAUGAAGCGGUUUCACCAAAUCCUAGAGCUCCAUUAGAAGAUUACUCGUUACAUUUAGUUGAUUUAAUCGCUGGUAAAUUAUGUGAUACACGUGUAUUCGAAGUAGAUAAAAUUUUUCUAUCACAUAAUCAAGGUCUCUACUUAUACAAAGACAUUCUUGCCGUAUUAUCCGUUCAACAUCAAACCAUUCAUAUAUUUCAAAUAUUGGAUGGUAUGUUUAUAAAUAUCCGUGAGAUUGGUCGAUUCUGUUACGAAGACGAUUCAUUUCUAAUAAAUUCAGUGUAUCCAGGCAACAAUACACGACCAUUCCGUGAUGCAACAAUCAAUUCAUUAAAACAUCGUAUUCUUGUGUUUUUAUAUAAGCACGCUUGUCAUUUAUCACAAAUAUCGAAUGAUCCAACCGAGCUACGUAAAUUUUAUCAAUAUUUCGAUCAAUUAAAAUCGUUACGAAUGUGGAAAAUGCAAUUGUUAGAUGAAAAUCAUAUUUUAAUUAAAUAUGCGAGUGAAGACGUUGUGACGUUAAAAUCGACGGAACCAAAUAGUCAAUCAUCAUUUUUUGUCAUUUAUAACAUGAACGAAAGUAAAGUUUUGGCCGUCUACCGGAACACAUCGAAAGAGUUGCUUGAUUUAUUCGAGAAUUUCUGUGAUUUAUUUCGUAAUGCACGGAUUCAUGCUGAAUCACAAUUUACAUGUUCGCCAUCGAAUAAUUUGUAUGCACGAUUAUUACAGCAACGAUUUAAACAUACAAUUGUUAGUGCACGAUUUGGUGGUUGUACAGAAGCAACGAAACGUUUAUUAGCGCAGUUACCAAUUAGUGCCCAAUCGUAUAGUAGUUCACCGUAUUUAGAUUUAUCGUUGUUUAGUUACGAUGAUAAAUGGGUUUCGGUUAUGGAACGACCCAAGGCCUGUGGUGAACAUCCAAUAAGGUUUUAUGCACGUGAUUCUGGAUUACUUAAAUUUCGUAUAUACGCUGGUGUGUUGGGUAAAAGUGCACCGCCCACAGCACGGCGGCUUGUCGCAUUUACGUUUCAUCCAACAGAUCCAUUUGCCAUAUCUGUACAACGGACUAAUGCUGAAUAUAUUGUUAAUUUUCAUAUUCGACAUGUAUCGUGUUAGUAUUUUUUGUUUUUGGUCUUGGGUCAAGCGUAAUAUUUGACUUUUCAGAUGCGCUGAAAAUUUGAGAGCUAACAACUUUUUAAAAUACGAAUAUUUCAUAAAAGAAAACUUUGCUUUCAGUUAAGAGAGCUUUUCAGCAUCGUUAAGAGUCCCCUGAAAGAGAAAUGUUAUGAAUUUUUCAAUAUUUUCAAAAUUUGUUAGAUACAACCUUGCAAACAGAUUUUUAAAUUUUCAUCCAAUCUGAAAUUAUUGUCAAAUAUACUACGGUUGAUCUUAGACCUAUUUGUUUUUGUAAAUUUUUAUAGUUCAAUUUCUUACUAAGUUCCAACAAAAUAAAAGGCUGACUUUAA